Molecule: messenger RNA, 869 nt
Organism: Andrographis paniculata
Lineage: Eukaryota; Viridiplantae; Streptophyta; Magnoliopsida; Lamiales; Acanthaceae
Product: peroxidase 25-like
Exons: 5
Coding region: 1-771 (256 amino acids)
Biological process (GO): response to oxidative stress; hydrogen peroxide catabolic process
Cellular component (GO): plasmodesma; plant-type cell wall
Molecular function (GO): peroxidase activity; heme binding
Source: RefSeq, a predicted model, not a curated record
AUGAGAAGUUUAGUAGUGGACGAGAAAGGAUGCGAUGCUUCGGUUUUGAUUGACGCCCCUUCUUCCGAGAGGACGGCAUUGCCCAAUCUCGGGCUGAGAGGAUUCGCCGUGAUCGAUGAUGCCAAAGCCGAACUUGAGAAGGCAUGUCCCAACACCGUUUCAUGUGCCGAUAUAUUGGCCUUGGCUGCCUGCGGCGGGUCGAGUUGGGAUGUGCCGUUGGGAAGGAGGGACGGACGGAUUUCAUCUGCAUCGGAGGUCUUCGCGUUGCCUAGCCCGGCGGAUUCGGUGGCCGUACAAAGGCGGAAGUUUGCAGCCAAGGGACUCGAUCAUUUCGAUCUUGUCACACUCGUUGGUGCACACACCAUAGGCAAGACAGCCUGCCAAUUCUUCCGCUACCGUCUCUACAACUUCACAAGCGGCACCGGCCCCGAUCCGACCAUAAACGAGACAAUGCUAGAGCAACUAAAGAGCGUGUGUCCGGAGAACAGCGACGGAAGGGAAAGGGUCGGUUUGGACAGCGGCGCGGAGCUCGAAUUCGACGCGAGCUUUUAUCACAAUGUUAGAGAGGGAAAAGACGUUUUGGAGUCGGACCAGCGGCUGUGGGAGGACCGGGCGACGCAUACAAUGGUGAACAUGUACGCGAGGGAUGCGACUGGAUCGCACAAGUUUCGUAAAAAUUUUGAGGAGGCUAUUGUAAGAAUGGGAAGCAUUGAGGUUAAGACAGGGGUGCAAGGGGAGAUUAGAAGGAUUUGCUCCAAGAUUAAUUAUUGAGUUAAUUAUGAUUGAUUAAUGAAGUUAAUUAUGUUGUCGAAUUGAACACGAUCGUAGUAUGUCGAUCGAAUGAAGUGUAAGAUAAUUAGUGAGGUUGA